GUUUUCAAUAGAGAUAGCAGAUAUCUAACUCUGAAACGACGAGGUUUUAGAAUCCCAUCUCUCUCUGGAAUUCUCUGCUCCAAAAUCGAACCCGACUCCCCCCCAUGUCUUCGUCUUCAAUCUCAGCCUCUCUCCGAUUAUUCACCACCAAAUUCCCAAACCCUCUCCUUUCCCAUAAAACCUUCAUAUCCCCAAAACCCCAUAGCCUCUCGUUCUUCAAAACCAUCUCUUUUCAAAAACUCCCCACCACCCCAUCAUCACCAUCAUUAUCCGCAGCAGCAGCAUCGGCAUCAAGCUCUCUGCCUCUGCAACCGAUAGAAGAGCUCCCACCAAAGCUCCAAGAAAUCGUCAAUCUCUUCCAGUCCGUGCAAGAGCCCAAAGCCAAGUACGAGCAACUCUUGUUCUAUGGGAAAAACCUCAAGCCGCUCGGAACCCAGUUCAAGACGAAGGAGAACAAGGUCGAGGGCUGUGUCUCGCAGGUCUGGGUCAGGGCCUACUUGGACUCGGACAAGAAUGUUGUCUUCGAGGCCGAUUCGGACUCGGUCCUCACCAAGGGACUCGCCGCUUUGCUCGUCAAUGGGCUCUCCGGUCGGCCCGUCGAGGAGAUUCUGCGGGUCUCGCCGGACUUCGCAAUGCUUCUUGGGCUUCAGCAGAGUCUCACACCUUCGAGGAAUAAUGGGUUCUUGAAUAUGUUAAGGCUGAUGCAGAAGAAGGCGCUUCAAUUGGCUGUGGAAGCCGAAAAGGGCAAGCUUUCGAUGUCAGAAAAAGUCGAUGGCGGUAUUGAAAGUGUCAACUUUGAAUCGAAUCCUGAUGUGGGUGUUGAAGAAAACCCGGUGGGGAUAUCGGAUUCGCUGUCCCAAAUGGAUGGCAGUGCUGAAAAUGGAAACUUUGGGUCGAAUUCUAAUGCUAGAGUUGAAGAAAGCCCGGUUCAGAGUUCGAAUUCGGAUUCUUUGGGGAGUAGGGGGGUGAGAAUUAAGGAGAAAUUGGAGAGGGAGCUUAGUCCUGUAGAAUUAGAAGUGGAAGAUAUCUCUUAUCAGCACGCGGGGCACGCAGGCGCUAGAGGAAGUGAUGGGGAGACGCAUUUCAACGUGAAAGUUGUGUCUAAGGAGUUUGAAGGGAAGAGUUUGGUUAAGAGGCAUAGGCUUGUUUAUGGUUUGUUGCAAGAGGAAUUGCAGAGUGGGUUACACGCAUUGUCGAUUGUGGCCAAGACACCAUCUGAAGUUUAAUGGAAGAUGAACAUGAAAGAGGUCUCCGGCUAUAUUUGCAAGCUGCUGAUUGAUAGUAUGGUGAAUUCCUUAAGUCAGAUAACUUGUUUAUCAAGGACCACCAACCUAAUAAAGAACAAUACUUUUAUAUGAAAUGAAACCACUGCCUACAUAUAUUGAAAGUGAGGACUAUGAAAACAUCUCCUGGGAUAAGAAUUUCAACUUUUUUGUUUGACUAGAAAAUUGUUCUAUACGUAUUAUAGAUUGAAUACCAAAAUUGCUUCUUAGAUUGAAUACCAAAAUUCAAGCAGAAGGGGGAGACUCCCACACACACACAACAAAAAAAAAAAAAACAGGGGGUAAGAAAGUAGACCAG
This is a messenger RNA of Corylus avellana, 1581 nucleotides long. It is a transcript of the gene CPSUFE, whose product is annotated as chloroplast sulfur E. Gene Ontology annotation, cellular component: chloroplast. NCBI's taxonomy places the organism in Eukaryota, Viridiplantae, Streptophyta, Magnoliopsida, Fagales, Betulaceae. The record is from RefSeq and is a predicted model, not a curated record. Gene Ontology annotation, biological process: iron-sulfur cluster assembly.